This is a messenger RNA of Vespula pensylvanica (western yellowjacket), 6898 nucleotides long. It is a transcript of the gene Liprin-alpha, whose product is annotated as liprin-alpha-1. Gene Ontology annotation, biological process: synapse organization. The transcript has 23 exons. Gene Ontology annotation, cellular component: presynaptic active zone. Gene Ontology annotation, molecular function: protein binding. Lineage: Eukaryota; Metazoa; Arthropoda; Insecta; Hymenoptera; Vespidae. The record is from RefSeq and is a predicted model, not a curated record. The coding region runs from base 1829 to 5665 and encodes 1278 amino acids.
GAGAGAGAGAGGGAGAGAGAGUGAGAGAGAAACAGACAGACAGAAAGAGAAAGAAAGAAAGAGAGAGAGAGAAAGAAUGAGUAAGCAAGAGAGAGAGAAAGAAAGAGAGAGAGCGCGGGAGGGGAAGAAUAAUUGGAAUCGAGCGGCGUAGGUGUGUCAGUGUUCGGCUUUCCCCGCGAUAAUGCUGUUGUCAUCGAGAUGCCGAGAUUCACACGUAGACUCGCGCGACUCCCAGUGUCCUGAGUCGCGAUCACGAUUUAUAUUCCUUCGAGCCUCUCUUGGACGGUCCUCGUUGAUUGGACGUCAACAGAGACUGAGAGGGAAGGAAAGUGAGAGAGAAAGAGAUAUCGAACUUGGUACUGUCGAAUGGCACAGGAGUAAAAUAGUAGUAGCGCAACGAUUUAGUGAAUAAAAAGUGGGAGGAGUGAAGAAGUGCACAGAUGAAAGAGGGGACACACGACGGUGGCCGGUGCUCUGUAAGGUUUUUCGCGGUGUAGAAGUGUACUCAACCGUUCUUAUUCGUCGCGUUUACUUUUGUACGAUCGAUUCGAACGAAGAGAGAACGAACCAUAACGUAUCUCGAUCUCGAGUGGUCCAAUUCUGUUAUAAUUCAUUUUUAUGAUUGUGAGAAAGAAGAAAGUAGUGAAGGAAGAAGAGAAGUCGGAUGUACAACGAACAAGGGUGAAAGGAAAAGAGAAAGAAAAGUAUUCGGUGUCCCUGUAUAUAUCGGACAUGAGCACGACUCUUCGUGUUCGUUCGUUGUUAUUGUCGCCGUCGUCAUCGUCAUUAUCGUUAUCAUUAUCAUCGUCAUCAUCAUCAUCAUCAUCACCGGGAUAUAAGGUGCAAUCGAUUCGUUCAUCAUCGGUAGAAGAUCGUUUCAACGAAAACCAUCCAGCCGGUCGCUGCUUUCUGUGAAACGAACGUCGAGCGUCGACAAACUCUACGACAGCGUUAAGCUUCACAAAUACGACGUCAGAGGGCCGGCGAUACGCGACUUCCGUGCGUGCCUCGUCGCGCUCCGCCUAUCAGUUACCGUCGCUAGUUCCGCGAGAGAGGACUACGUCCUCUUCUCUUUUUCAUAUUUUACAUCUUUUCCUUUUCUUUUUUUUUUUUUUCUUUUUUGAAUGUCGUUCAAUUUGGUCGAUCCAACGAAAACUCGCGGACGAAGGAAGCGAAGACCAAGGAAAAUGAUUAAGUGAGAGGAGGAGAAAGAAGAAGGAGAAGGAGAAGCAGAAGAAGAAGAAAGAAGAAGAAGAAGAAAGAAGUAGAAGACGACGACGUACGGUAGAGCGAAGUAGUGUACGUGUGUGUGUAUGUGAGUGAGAAAGAGAGGAAGAAAAAGUGAAAGAGAAAAAAGCAGGCAAUAUAUAUCCCUUCGUUUCUCUACGUCACUACUCUCUUUCUCUCUCUCUCUCUCUCUCUCUUUCUCUCUCUCUCUCUCUCUUUAUCUAUCUAUCUAUCUAUCUAUCUAUUUAUCUAUCUAUGUAUAUAUCUCUAUCUCUCUUUUUUUGCUGUCUCUCGCUCUCGCGCACGUGUGUCCUUUAUAAAGUGUAGUGUCGUGUGUGUUCUUUCGUAUACACCCUACUGACCGAUCGUUGCCGUCACCGUCGUCGCCGUCGUCAUCAUCGUCGUCGUCGUCGUCGUCGUCGUCGUCGUCGUCGUCGUCGUCAUUGUUAUUGUCGUUGCCGUCGUCAUCGUCAUCGUUAUCGUCAUUUGUCUUUUUGCGCGCUAAAGUGGUCAGAAUUUUCGGGCGUGUGAGCGAAGAGAAAGAGAGAAGAAAGGAGGUGGGGAGGUGGGAGAGAAGUGAAAAAGAAAUAGCGACAUCAAAAUGUGGAGUGCGAUGUGUGACGUGAUGCCAACGAUCGCGGAGGACAGUAUCAGUCAAAGAAGUUCGCAGUUCUCUGGCGAGGACGCGAACUUCGAACAAUUAAUGGUUUCGAUGUUGGACGAAAGGGACAAACUAAUGGAUUCGUUGCGCGAAUGUCAGGAACGAGUACAGGAGGCCGAGACCAGAGUGAGGGAGCUUGAGAAGGAACGGGACUCGCUCAAUCGUCAAAUUUAUGCCAACAUUCCGCAGGAACUAUCACAAUUGACAAAGGAAUUAGCAGCAGCGCGUGAAAACAUUUUACAGAGAGAAGAAGAAAUAUCAGAAUUGAAAGCAGAACGGAACAACACACGUCUUCUACUGGAACAUCUUGAAUGUUUGGUUUCUCGACACGAACGAUCGCUGAGGAUGACGGUCGUAAAACGUCAAGCCGCGGCACAAUCGGGCGUGUCGUCGGAAGUUGAAGUACUAAAAGCUUUAAAGAGUUUGUUCGAACAUCAUAAAGCUUUGGACGAGAAGGUACGCGAACGAUUGCGCGUAGCUCUCGAAAGGAAUACGAGUCUUGAGGAGGAAUUGGCCCAUACCAAAGAAGAGCUCCAACAGUAUAAAGUAAGUGGAAUUACGCCUAAAGCCAUAGACGACAAACCUAAAGAAAAUGGUCAAACGGAUGAUGGUCAACAACAAAACAAGAAUGAGACUGAGCAGGCUGAAAGUCAGCAGGAGCCACAACAGCAGCUUCAACAGCAACUACAGCAGCAGCAGCAGCAACACGCAAUACAAAAGCUAGGUACAGAGAAGCCAACAGAGAUAGCAAGCAGAUUGAGCAAUGGCAGUCUUGAUCCAUCCGACCAGGAUUCGGCAGUACGAGUAAUAGACUUGCAAGCCACUCUUGAUAAGCAGAGUACUGAGUUAAGUACGUGGCAACGGCGUGUAGCAGAAUUAAGCGGACGAGUUGCAGAAUUAGAAGAAACACUCUGUAAAAGCCAAAAGGAUCUUAUAAAAACUCAGGAAAAUAAUGUUAAGUUGCAAAGAGAUCUGCGUGAAAAUGCUGCACAGAAAGAGGACCAAGAAGAAAGGAUUGCAACUCUUGAAAAACGUUAUCUUAAUGCUCAACGGGAAUCAACUAGCUUACAUGAUCUCAAUGAGAAAUUAGAACAGGAGCUUCAACAUAAAAAAGCUCAAUUAAAGCUUCAAGAAGAAAAGAUAGCAGCUAUACAAGAAAAAUUGGAACUUGCAGAACAAAAAUUAACCCAAUAUGCUAAGUUACCUGAAAUGGAAGAACAAUUGAAGCAGAGGAUGGAGGCUCUGACCCAGGUGAGGAGGCCCAACCAGCAGGCCCAGGAGAGGCAUGGUAGUGCAGAAGAUAGAAUACAAAGGUUAGAAGCACAAUUAGAAGAGAAGAAUGCAGAAGUAAUGCGUGUCAAUCAACGACUUAAGAUGAAUGAAGAACAUAAUACUCGAUUAAGUGCAACAGUUGAUAAACUUUUAUCUGAAUCUAAUGACAGGCUACAGACACAUUUAACAGAAAGAAUGGAAGCAAUAGAAGAAAAGAAUGCGAUAACGCAGGAACUUGAAAAGACGAGGAAAAUAGCUGAAGAUUUACAAAAUGAAAAGGCAGAUAUUGUUAAAGAGCUAGGAAAAGCACGUCUCGAAAUUGAUAAUGUAAAGAGACAAAUGCUGCAGCAAGAAAUUGCUUUUAAUAUUCAACAAACGGAUGCAUUGACUAGAAGUCUUUCUCCUAAUGCUGUGGAUCCUGGCUCAUUUUCGAGAAGUGCAAGUCAUAGUAGUUUUGACACACACUCAUUGCCUAGAAGAGGAGGCAAAAGAGCUGCAAUAGAAGAGGAUGCUUCAAAGAAUUAUGUAGUACGUACUCUUGCAGAACAAGAAUGGGAAAAACUUCAACAAGCUCAUGUUCUAGCAAAUGUACAGCAAGCAUUUGAUGUCUCCAGCGACGCUGAAGGCGACGGUGAUAAUGAAAGUAUUUUCAGUUGUUCGGCAGAGGUAAUUAGUCCAGCGGGACACACCGAUGCUCAAACACUUGCGCUGAUGUUACAAGAACAAUUAGAUGCUAUCAAUAAUGAGAUUAGAUUAAUUCAGGAAGAAAAGCAGAACACCGAAGCACGAGCAGAAGAAUUAGAAUCUCGAGUAGGUAGCUUUGAACAUAUGAAUUUAUUAGCAAGAGGACGCAGUCUCGAGCGAGCGUCACCUCCAUUAAGUGGUCGUUCUACACCAAAAUCACAUCAUAGCCCUAACAGAGAUUAUUUACACAAGUAUCACACAGCACCAGCAUCAAUGUCUCCUGCUCAUUUACAUCAGUAUGCUGCAUCCCUUGCUAGUCCUGGACAACUUUCAGAAUCACUUCCUGCAAGCCAGUUGCAGUUGUCUGGAGAAGAACUGCACUCAGUGAGUGAAAGAGAUAGCGUCGGUGGUGUUGGAAGUGCCAGCAGCGAUGCCGCUUCCCCAUUGACGGCCAGAUCACUUAGAUUAGAGCGUGUUGUGCAAGCACUUGCUCAUAGCCAGGAAGAACUAAGAAGACGUACUGGACAAACAGGAUUUCCCAGCAGUGGCUUUUCCCCACACAGCAGGCAUGGACAACAUAGCAACGGCGCACUCAAUUCUGGGACUCCUCCUUCCCCAUUGUCCUCACGCCACAGUAGCCAGGACAGUUUACACAAGAACAAUCUAUCCAGUGUUGGACUACCUAUUGGACAAUUAUCGAGUUCGCAUCUGCACAUGCAAACAACCAUGAGUCCAGCAACAGCAGCUGCAGUAGCAGCAGCUCAGAAGAAAAAAGGGAUAAAGAGCAGUCUUGGCAGGUUCUUCAGUAAAAAAGAAAAGAUAAAGGGAAAAGAUACAACGAUGCCUGGAGAUGUACCUGGUAUGGGAGGUGCGAGUACACCUGCAGAUCCUGAUUAUGGAGAUAGCGUCUCUGUGGCAGGAACAUUAGGGAGCAAGAGUGAUUUUGAUCGAAGAAAAAAGAAAAGUCCCAGUAUGUUUGGUAGUAUGCUGGAUUCUUCACGACAUGAGCUAUUGGCCGAAGCAAUGAAAGCUGGGACACCUUUUGCUCUUUGGAACGGACCAACCGUCGUUGCUUGGUUGGAGCUUUGGGUUGGCAUGCCUACCUGGUACGUUGCAGCAUGUCGAGCUAAUGUCAAAAGUGGUGCUAUAAUGAGUGCACUGAGUGACACCGAAAUACAACGUGAGAUCGGUAUCAGUAACUCUUUGCACCGACUGAAAUUGAGACUAGCUAUCCAAGAAAUGGUGUCACUUACAAGUCCAUCCGCACCUAAAACUUCUCGCACAACAUUAGCUUUUGGAGAUAUGAAUCACGAAUGGAUAGGAAAUGUAUGGUUGCCGAGUCUUGGAUUACCCCAAUAUCGAUCCACUUUCAUGGAGUGCCUUGUCGACGCUAGAAUGUUGGAUCAUCUCACUAAAAAAGAUCUGCGUGGUCAACUUAGGAUGAUUGAUAGUUUUCAUAGGACAAGUUUACAGUAUGGGAUUUCGUGUUUGAAGAGAUUAAAUUAUGACAGACAACAGUUAGAAGAAAGAAGAAGGAUGGCAGAAGGAGCUAAUGUAGAUGUUCUUGUGUGGAGUAACGAUCGAGUCAUACGAUGGGUACAGUCGAUCGGUCUAAAGGAAUAUGGAAACCAUCUCUUAGAGUCUGGAGUACAUGGUGCCCUAAUUGCUUUGGAUGAAAGUUUUGAUGCAAAUAGUUUUGCUCUCGCUUUGCAAAUUCCUACACAAAAUACACAGGCAAGGCAACUUUUAGAAAUGGAAUUUGCAAAUUUAUUAACGGUAGGAACAGAGAGGCGACCAGACGUUUCUAAUAUGAAAUCCUGAUCCAACUCGUCAAACAGAUUGCCCCAUCUUCAACCCCAUCAUGUCUAGUCGAGAACCCCAGCUAUUACUACUGUCUGUACGCAAGUGUGUUGUAAAAGUUGUAAGAGCUUUAAGUAUCAUCCUAAAGAUAUCUUCGUACUGUUACGCCAUGUGGCACGCGGUAAUGAUAUACAUACAUGCGUGAACGUAAAAUUGUAACGUAAAAACGAUUGUAUUUAUUGUAUGCUCAGAACUGAGCUCUUAAAUGUUUCCUUCAUUUGUAUGAUCGCACAUUUAAUGAUGUUCCGCGUGCCAUAUACUUUGACAAGAAAUACCUACGCGUAAAUUAUUUUCUUAUAGAUACUGAAAUGUAGGAGGUGGUCAUGUGUCGCAACUGCAUUCAAAGGAAUUGCAGUAUAUCUCCUCGAAGGCCAAAAUAUGAGUUGAACACAAUCACGACAAUAAAUCCGCCUCAUUUGACUUGUUAUGUUUUUACGGGUAACAGAUCAAUUGUAGUUUAGUGAAAUAUUGUUACAUGGCACUUUAGAUAUUCUACUACGACUAUUGCACUCUUCUUGUAUUAUAUCGUGUACUUAUAUAAUAAUUCUGCAUAUAAAAGCGGCUUAUGUUGUCGUUGCAACUAGCACAAAAUGAAUGGUUAAAAGAAAUUCACAAUGAUGCAGUAUAUACUCGGGGAAUCGUUAAUAUUUUAUAUACAAAGACGGGGACUGCAUUCUAUGUUUCUGUGUCUGUAAGAGGGCAAUGAUGAGCCGACAAAGUCUAUGUGUAUUUUACUUUUCACAAAUGGAACUUAGAGUAUUCGUCCUUCUUUCUUCUUAUUUCGAUGAAUUUUGAGUGUUGUAGAGUCACGUAUAUAAUAAAAAACACUAAGUAUUAUAAAUGAAAUUCAGCAAGCAACUAUUGCAAAUAAGAAAAAAUCUUAUUGAAAGAAAUGCAAUUACAUAGACGCGUUUAAGAAGCUAGCCUGUUAAGAAAGACUUAUGAACAGACAUUUUAUACCAAAAUAUGUGCGCAAUGUAUAGCUAAAUGUUUAAAACGUUAUUAGGUAUCCUAAUAUGAAACGACGUUUAAUGUUAAUUUAUAAUUGUCCUAUCAAGGGACCGUAUGUUAUCGCUUUCAGGUGCAUACCAGUAAUAAAAAUGUGCAUAUAUAUCAGUAAAAAUGAUCGUAACGAUGAAGAAAUUGUAUCUUGAUUUUUUGAUGCUUUACAAAGAAAUUAUUUUAUUUUAUUUA